UUUCAAGUAGCCGACGCGCUCUUCGACUCUGAGCUCUCCACUUUUGGGUGUCUGAAAUUGAGAGCUUAAGCAGUAGCCACACUAGAACAGCAGCCACAACAAGUCAACAACAACAGCCCAAUUUGAUUCCCAACACCCAGUAAUGCAGUCGAAACCACAAGGUGUCAUGGCCUCUAAUAAUUUGCAGCAGCAAGGAAGCAAAAAUGUUCAGACUGGACGGCCUCACAAUCUUCUCACGUUAAGCUUGACCAAAGGUACAACCUUGGAAGAAUUGAAAAAUGGAUUCCCAUCUGAAGGUUUAUCAACUGCAUCCAAUAGAUGGUGGGGAAGCAAUAGCCUUGAUUGUGAUAAGGGCAUCCGUGGAGAAGCAGCUAAGGCUGAUGAAGAAAACAAGCAUCAGUCCAACAAACUAGCGGAUGGCGCAAGUUCAAUUGCAGAAAACAAAGAGAAAUGUGAAAGUGAAAAAGAAGAGAACAGCAUUGAUCCCCAAGGGACAGAUUUAUUGGUGGCCGUGAGAAAACAAGCGGUGGAAGAAGGGAAAAAGGCACUUAAGCUUGGUGUAUUCCGUGGAUAUGGUGCAAAGAAGCUAGGGAGAAAGGAGAGGACAUUGCUCCUCCGAAUAUUCAAAUCGUCAUUGCCAAAAGAUUGGAUACCUGACUCCUCUUGAAUCCGGGGUGGCGACUGCUCUACACUAUAAAUAAGUUACAUUUACUCCGACAGGUAUGUUUGUUCCUCAGUCGGACUUGUGUCAACUAAUGAGUUUGUUUUCUUGUCUUGAUUUGUAAUUCAAUCAUAAUCUCACAAAUGACUCAGUUAUGCUAGAAUCUCUGUUGGCUAGGGAACUCAUAUAUGUGGUAAUAUUAAGUCCUUAUUUGAGUUGCCAUGAUUAUCAUGUAGUUGAGUAACUGCAUGACCAUGGAUUGCUUCUAGAUCUUUGUUAGUUACGAGCAAAUCUCAUAUAAGGUAGCUCACAAGUUAUUAUUUGAGUUGCUGCAACUCCUUUAGUUGAUUAACAGUAAAACUGUGAUGACAUUGAGUUAGAUUGGUCACUUUGUAUAUUACAUCAAAUUCCAGAUUGUUUAGCUAAUGAUGAUGUUGUUGAGAUGCUUUAGCUAACUUUUCUG
This is a messenger RNA of Fragaria vesca subsp. vesca, 1124 nucleotides long. RefSeq lists its product as uncharacterized. The coding region runs from base 143 to 667 and encodes 174 amino acids. The transcript has 2 exons. The record is from RefSeq and is a predicted model, not a curated record. NCBI's taxonomy places the organism in Eukaryota, Viridiplantae, Streptophyta, Magnoliopsida, Rosales, Rosaceae.